Messenger RNA from Arvicola amphibius (Eurasian water vole), 1156 nucleotides. RefSeq names its product intercellular adhesion molecule 2 (gene Icam2). Gene Ontology annotation, molecular function: integrin binding. Gene Ontology annotation, cellular component: membrane. The record is from RefSeq and is a predicted model, not a curated record. NCBI's taxonomy places the organism in Eukaryota, Metazoa, Chordata, Mammalia, Rodentia, Cricetidae. Gene Ontology annotation, biological process: cell-cell adhesion. The coding region runs from base 173 to 1003 and encodes 276 amino acids. The transcript is spliced from 5 exons.
GAAGUGCUCUACCCAUUGAGCCACAGCCCUAGCCUCUACUGUUUAUGAUUGACAGUUGAAGUCUUACCUCACUCCAAUGACAACACUCUUCUAUAUUUUGUCAGUAUUUCUAAAGUUUCCCUUCACACGCAGCCAGCAGCGGAGCCCCUGGAGCCGAUAGACCCCACCUGAGAUGUCUUCUUUUGUUUGCUGGAGCCUGCCUAUAACCCUUCUUACCCUGCUUUGCUGCUCAGGGUCUGGUGAGAAGGCGUUCGAGGUCCACGUAUCGUCCGAGAAGCAGAUUGUAGAAGCCACAGGCUCUUUGAAAGUCAACUGCAGCACAAGCUGUGAGGAUCCGCAAGUGGGUGGUCUGGAGACCACCUUGAGUAAGAGAGUGUUGGAGGAGCACCCUCGAGGAAAGUGGAAACAGUUCUUAGUCUUAAAUAUCUCCCAAGACACGAGCCUCCUCUGCCACUUCACCUGUGCGGAGAAGCAGCAUUCAGAGCAUCUCAACGUCAGAGUAUACAAGCCUCCGGCUAAGGUCACACUAAAGCUGCAGCCCACGCGGGUGUCUGUGGGAGGAACCUUCACCAUUGAGUGUACGGCAGAAGCCGUGAAGCCCCUUGAGAACCUCACCCUCAGCCUGCUCCAUGACAGAGAGACCCUACAGAACCAGACCUUUGGGGGAGCCGAAAGUAACGUCACAGCCAUAUUCAACAGGACAGCUCUAACAAAGGAUAACCUCAACUUCUCCUGCCAGGCUGAGCUGGACCUACGGCCCCACGGUGGGUACAUCAUCCGCAGCACCUCAGAGUCCCAGGUCCUCGAAGUCUUCGAGCAUACGAAUGGCACCCCGAUAGACAUCAUAAUCAUAAUGGUGUCAAUACUGCUGUUCUUAUUUGUGACAUCGGUCCUACUCUGCUUUAUCCUCGGCCAGCACUGGCACAGGAGGCGGACGGGCACCUAUGGGGUGCUGGCUGCCUGGAUGAGGCUGCCCCGAGCCUUUCGGCAACGUCCUGGGUGAACAAAUGCUCCCAGUCCUCUGGUGGCUGCUGGAACUCAACAUGGUGCCUUCGGGGUGUGGUCCAGCACUGGCUGAAGGACUCUAGCAGUGGCACAAGACACUGGGGACAUUUCCUUUUUUUUUUUAAACCUCAAUACAAAUACCUGGAUUUCA